Molecule: messenger RNA, 471 nt
Organism: Paramecium pentaurelia
Lineage: Eukaryota; Ciliophora; Oligohymenophorea; Peniculida; Parameciidae
Source: the annotation of a GenBank genome assembly
AAUGGCAUUUGACAAAGCAAUUGUGACAAAAUUUACAACUCUUGCAGUCGCAGCAUUAACAAUAGCUGUAGCAGUUUGGGGAUUUUUCUCUGAAUUAACAGUCAAUAAUGGAUUUAAUUGUUUCAAUUUGGUGUAAUAUUAUAAUCUCAAAAAUAUUAAGGAUACUAUCGAUGGUUUUAUUGCCAUCUGAAUUUUAAGUAAAAUGGAUACAAGAUGGAUUUGGAUUAAUAGAUAAUUUAUUUGGCAGAGGUCUUUAUAUAUUCUUGUAAUGUAUAUUACUAAUUCUAGCAUUGGAUCAUGGGUCUUUGGUUUACAUUCUAGAUUUGGUGGUGGUGAUGAUGGAAUUAGCUUAUUUGCAUUGAUAGUAUCAAUAAUAGAUUUAUGUGUUGGCGUACUUUAUGUGAUAUUUUAUUUUACAGUAUUUAUCCAUUCUAUAUUAACAAGUUUGGAGAUUCAGCAUAAUCAAAAUGA